AUGAAAAAAGGCUCAUCAAAUGAAAAUUUUUUGAAAGUAAAAAAAAGAUACAAAUUUGGAGAUUUUACAUUUAUCAAGACAGAUCCAAACUUUGUAGUACCAGAUUAUUUUCGAAAUUAUAAUGAUGAAAAUCAUAAACUAGAUGUUAACGUAGAUACCACAAAUGUAAAAAAUGAAAUAGAAAAUUUAAAUUCCAAUCAUUUAAUUGUAAAUAACAACCAAAAUUAUAUGGAUAAUAAAUUUAAUGCUCAAACUGUAGAAAUGACUUCAAGAAGUUCUUCAUUACUACAAUCACAAAAUGAUAUUAUUCUUAAGAAUAUAAGUAACACGCCAACAUCAAAACAUGGUAUAAAAUCUACAUUUGGAAUUUUAAAAAAUUCAUCAUUGAAUUCUUUUGAGAAAAAGCAUAGUAUUGUUGAAAACAUACCUUUUGCAACAAGCACCAAAUUAAUUGAAAAUAAUAUGGAAUCAAGACAUUUUUCUGAAAAUCAAUCGUUUAAGAUGCCGACAAAUGUGGGAACUUUUCAUUCUAAAGAGACUAUUGUAUCUUCAACAUUUAAAGAUUCAACAAUUGACACAGCACCAUAUUUUAUUUCAGAAAAAAGAAAUUCUUACGUUGAAGUAAUUAAUGAUUGUAGUGAUUUUUCCGAUGAUCUGGAUGUUAAUGAUUUUAUAGUAAAUAACGAAAAUAACAUUGACAUUAUUGAUGAUUCUGAAGACAUUUCUGAUGAAGGAACAGAUUAUGAACUGGAUAUCCGCGAAGACAUGCAUGGAAAAUUUAGGGCAUUUUUAGUUGAUGAUAGUGAAGAAUUUCAAGAUGAAACAAAAUUUCUUUCAGAAGCUUUAAUAUCAAAUAUGUAUAAAUGUUUGCGAAAUGUUUUUGGUCAUGAGGAUUUUAGACAUGGACAAAAGGCUGCUAUUACAGCAUCUUUGUCGAAUAAGGAUGUUUUUAUAUUAAUGCCUACCGGAGCAGGUAAGUCACUUUGUUACCAACUACCAGCAGCUAUUGAACAUGGAUUGACGGUUGUUAUAUCUCCAUUACGUGCUUUAAUUAAUGAACAAUGUGAUAAGAUGAAUAAACUUGGUAUAAAAACUGAAAAGUUAACAAGUGAUGUGAACCAAUCAAAUAGUGAAAAAAUAUACAAAAAUCUUUUAAAUAUUGAUGGAAAAAUUAAGUUACUUUAUUUGACUCCUGAAAAAAUAGCUGGAUCAACACGUCUCAUAGAUCUUUUAAAACAGCUUCAACAACAAUCUAGAUUAUGUCGUUUUGUUAUUGAUGAAGCUCAUUGUGUCUCUCAAUGGGGACAUGAUUUUAGACCAGAUUAUACAAAACUUAAAACUCUCCGGGAAACAUUCAACUGUCCACCAAUACCAAUAAUGGCUUUAACAGCAACUGCUACACCUAAGAUUGUUACUGAUACUAAAAGAUUAUUAGGUAUUGAGUCAUCAAAAUUAUUUAUUUCAACGUUUGUAAGACCAAACUUAAAGUAUGAUGUUGUAGAAAAGUCAUUGAGUAAUACAAAAAAAUUGUUAGAUAGUCUGUUUAAAAAGUACCCGAUUGGUUCCGGUAUUCUUUUUUGUUUUUCUAAAAAUGAUUGUAAAAAUGUCAGUCAACUAGUUGAGAAUCUUGGAGAAACUUCAGUUAUUUAUCACGCUGGACUUAGUAAUAAAGAAAGAACAGAGUCACAAGAAGCUUGGAUGUCAGGAAAAGUAAGAAUUAUCUGUGCAACUAUUGCUUUUGGAAUGGGUAUUGAUAAGCCUGAUGUUCGAUUUGUGAUUCAUAUGACAAUACCAAAGAGUGUGGAAAGUUAUUAUCAGGAAAGUGGCAGAGCUGGAAGAGAUGGUUUACCUUCUUAUUGUUGUAUUCUAUAUAAUUAUACUGAUUGUGUAAAAUUAAGAAAAUUUGUUGAUGAUCCUAUUGAUAAUGAGAAUGGUAGAAAAAUAUUAAAAUCUGAUGCAGUUAAAAAAAUGCAGUAUGCCAAUAUCAAUGAAAUGAUAGCUUAUUGUGAAGAUGUUUCAGGAUGUCAAAGAAAACUUCUCGUAGAACAUUUUGGAGAAAUUUACGAUUCUGCUGAUUGUAAGGCUAAUCAAAUUACUUGUUGUAAAAAUUGUACAAAUGAUAAGAAAAAAAAGUAUCAUUUAUACGAUAUAACAGUAAUUACCUUGCUUAUUCUCGAAUCAAUAAAAUUAAUGCCGUUAACUGUAAAACAACUAUCUGAAUGUUUAAGAGGCAAAACAAAAAUUGAAAAUAGCUUUAAGGGAAAAAAGAUUUCAGAACUUCCAAUAUUUAAUAAAACAAAUUUUCUAACAGAUACUGCUGCAUGUCGAUUAAUUAUUAAAUUAAUAACAGAUAAUUUAGCUUUUGAAAAAAUUCAAGAAAUUGUAUGUGGAAAAAACAAUAAAACAUUUGUUGGAUAUGUAACGUUGAGUGAAGAUGGUCAAAAAUUUCUAACAUCUAAUCCCAAGACGAAAGUUUAUAUUCAUAUGCAACAUAUAAAAUCUACAAAUGAAAGUGAUAAUAUUAACAAAUUUAUGGUUAAAGUUGAUAUAAAAGAAGCUGAAGCAGUAAAAGAAAAAUUUAAAAUUAAACACAAAGAAGUUUACCAAUGUGCUAAAUUUAAAAUUCAAUCAUUAAGAAGUCAAAUAGCUAAAGAAGAAAGAGUAUUAGAUCUUAGAGAGAUUUUAAGUGAUGAAGCUGUUGAUCAAGUUGCAGCUCUUCUUCCAAGAACUAAUAGUGAAUUACUAUCAAUUGACAAUAUGACAAAGUCAAAAAUUAGAAAAUAUGGUGGAAGAAUAAUGGCAUCAUUAAAUGAAUUUUGGAGAUUAGUUGAUAAAAAUGACCAUGUCAAAAUGACAAGAGAAUUGGAUAUGUUAUUAACUGAUAAUAAUCAAUUAAUUGAAAAUUUUUAUCAACAAUCAAAAACUCACAAUACAGGACAUAAUGUUCGUAGAGCAUAUAAAUUUCCUUUUCAAAAGAGAAAAAAUUCCAGUGAUGUUCGAGAUGUAUAUAAUGUAACUGAAAGUAAUUAUAAGAUAAAUGAAAUGGCAACAAAUUUACCAAGAUACAAUGAAUCAUUAAAAAUUCCAAGUCAUGUUUUAAUUAAAAGUAAACAAAUUUUGUACAUUGAUUUUGAAAGUUAUCAAAAUAUAAUUAAUGGAUCAAAAUACAAUCUUAAUUUACAAUUGCAUUUAAACAAUAUUUCAAAUCCCAAUAGAAUUGUUGUUUCACCUUUUAUAAUGAGAAAAUUUAUUGAUUUUACAAUAAAAAGUUGUGAAUUUGGACUUAUUUUUAUGGAUGUUACUAUUAAUCAUUAUAAAAUUAUUACUUCAAAUCAACGAAUAACUAUUGAUUAUGGUAUUUUAAUAUUAUUAAAAACAGCUACUAAUAAAAUAUAUUAUACAACAAUUCCAUAUUUUGAUAAUAUAUUUUUUCUUUAUUUGUGUCCAUACAAAAAAUAUAUCAGAGAAUAUUCAAAUAUUCAUUACAUUCCAGAGGAAUAUAUUGUAGAAAAUGGAAUAUUAUAUCCUGAAGACAAAGAACAAUCUCAUUUAUUUAUACCAAUAUUUCCAAAAACAAAAAACGAUAAUUUUUUUGCUUGUGGAACUCUACAACAACCAACACUUCCUGAUAUCACUUUAGGUUUUAAAAUAAAAAAUAAUCUAAAUGAUGUAAUGAUUGAAAGAAAUGGAGCAAUUGUGGAAGAAACAACAGAAGAUUAUAUUAUUUCAAAAAAAAAUAUUUCUGCUAAAUGUGUAAGUGAAGUUACUAAUAAUAAUAAUGUAAAGUAUAAAGAAUAUUAUUCUAAGGCAACAAAAAUUUUAAUAGGAAAAAAGGAUUACCUAAAAAACGAAAAUUUUGAAUCUUUGAUUUUAUUUAAAGAUAAAAUUGAUACAUAUGGAGAAUAUACUUGUAAUAUUGUUGAUAAAGUAAAAUCAUUAAAUAAAGAAAAUAUACAAAUAAAAACUGUUUAUUUUUUGCCACAAAAUUAUAUGGAAAUUUUAUUACCACCUUCUGAAAUUGCACAUAAUCAAAAUUCAUCACCAUAUUGUAAAAGAUUUUACCCUAAUAUUGGUGAAUUAUUUGGAAUUGAAAUUAUAAAUGGUAAAAGAGAAACAAUAAAACUUUCUGAAAUAUUAUAUUCUACAGAAAACUUUGAAAUAACAACAAAUAAUGUAUAUUUUAAUAAUUCGUAUCUUGAUUACAAGACAACUAUUAUUUGUAAAUACAAAACUAUUGCUGAUACAUUCUUUUUGACUAUACAAAAAUUUUCACUUCUUGGUGAUUUAAAAGUUAAUAAUGUUACAUUUAAUAAUAAGCUAAAUAUGCUUUAUCCAGGUAUAAAUAUAUCAGAAUAUUAUCCAAAAACUAAAUUAAAAGAACCUAAAGAUAUUAAUACUACAUUAGAAGAACGUUCAAAAUCAUUUUUUCUUGUUCCAUUGAUUAUUUUAGCAAUAAUAACUCUCAUUGUUAUUCUACUUUUAAUAAUUUUAGUCAUUAAUCAAAUAAUAAAAACUAAAAAAAUAGAUGAAUCUACUCAACCUGGAAUAAUCAAUGAUAAAUAA
Strongyloides ratti is the source of this 4563-nucleotide messenger RNA. Its product is annotated as Bloom syndrome protein. The transcript is spliced from 5 exons. Lineage: Eukaryota; Metazoa; Nematoda; Chromadorea; Rhabditida; Strongyloididae. The record is from RefSeq and is a predicted model, not a curated record. Gene Ontology annotation, molecular function: 3'-5' DNA helicase activity; nucleic acid binding; ATP binding. Gene Ontology annotation, biological process: double-strand break repair via homologous recombination. The coding region runs from base 1 to 4563 and encodes 1520 amino acids. Gene Ontology annotation, cellular component: cytoplasm; chromosome; nucleus.